This is a messenger RNA of Lodderomyces pseudojiufengensis, 972 nucleotides long. RefSeq lists its product as uncharacterized. The transcript has a single exon. The coding region runs from base 1 to 972 and encodes 323 amino acids. The record is from RefSeq and is a predicted model, not a curated record. NCBI's taxonomy places the organism in Eukaryota, Fungi, Ascomycota, Pichiomycetes, Serinales, Debaryomycetaceae. Gene Ontology annotation, cellular component: plasma membrane.
AUGUAUUUACGUAAAAAAGGUAAAAUCCAACCUUAUAUUUCAUAUCAUCAACCAAGAUUAGCUAUAGCAAGUAUUAUAUGUGCAAUAAUAGGUCAAUUAGGUAUAAUAUUUGUUUCAAUUUUCAACACAAAGAAUUUUAAUUCUGUUCAUUUAUCAAUGGUUGCAAUUUUUAUAGCAUUUUGUUUCUUUGCAUGUUGUUGUGAUUUUGGAGUUAGUUAUAUAUUUGGAUCUCAUGGAAAUAAAUUAGAUCCAAUUCAUACUCAAACUAUAUUUGGAAAAUCAAGAUUUGCAAAUUUAUAUUUUAUAAGUUUUGUUACUAAAAUUAUUUGGUUAAUAGUUGCUAUUGUUUUAGCUGCUUGUUUUGGUUAUUAUAUGAAACAUGAUGAAGAUUCUAUAUCAGCUGCAUUUGAAUGGACAAUUUGUUUCUGGUAUGGUCUUUUACUAGUACUUUGGUCAAUGGAUCUAUUCCCAAGUGCAGUUAGAAAAUAUAGAAGUAAACAUCCUCAAUUAUAUGAAACUAAUCAAUAUGAUUAUGAAAAUCAAAAUGGUGGAUCAAAAUGGGAAAAAGAUAUUCAUAAUAAUGGUAGAUCUUCAUCAGAAUUAGGAGAUCAAUAUACUUAUGUUAAUUCACCAAUGAUGCAAAAUCAAAAAAUAGCAAAUCAACAAUUUGCAAAUGAAGAACCAACUCCAUUGAACCCUACUAUACGUGAUCAACAUUUAGUUAACGAAGAUCCAAUAUUACAAAAUCAAAAAUUAGCAAAUCAACAUUUUGCUAAUCAAGAACCAACUCCAAUACAGCCACAAGAACCAUUGUAUGAAGUAAAUUAUCAACAAGCUCCACCAUCUUCACAACCACAAUAUAAUGAACCAGUUGCUCAUUCUUAUCCAAAUCCAACUAUACCACAACAAUCACAUACACUUCCAAAUUCACAACCAGUAAGUUAUCAGCCGGAUUCUGUACCUAGGUAUUAA